CCUUUAUAAAUCUCAAUUCAAGAAACCCCACGACAUUGCUACACGAGCCAAGACAAGAAAGAAAGGGAAAAGAAAAAUAUGGUCACCCCUCUUCAAGUUUUCUCUACUACUACUACUGCUGCUGCUGCUGCUACAAAGUCACCAUCUUCUUCUACCUUAAGCUCCAUGAAGAUCAAAACCCUAAUUCACACUCUCAUUAUGUCACACGUGUGCAGGAUCGUUCGAGCUCUAUCAAAAGCAAAAUCAAUCCUUGUUCAGAUUCUUAAAGAAAACCAACCUAUAAACUUCAUUUACCCUACAAAAGCUACAAAGAGAAAGCACAGAGAAAGAAAGAUAUUCUUUGGUUCAUUUAGGUUGCACUACAACUGGUGUUCUUCACAUGUAUUACCAGUUCCAGCGCCAGUGCUUGAUGGGUUUUCUUCUACACCUCAUUUGUACUAUGAUUCAACGUGGAAUUCCAUUAUUACUACAAGUGAUGAACACGACGAGUCGUCUCAGCUUUCGGGGUACCUUCGAUGGCUAGAAGAGAAGAAGGUAAAUCAAGAAAACUCUACUACUAAUAAUAAUAAUAGUAAUAACAGUAAUGGAGAUCAAGGAGAUGUUGUGAAUGAGAUAGAUCGGUUAGCAGAUAUGUUCAUAGCAAGUUGCCAUGAAAAGUUUAGAUUGGAGAAACAAGAAUCAUACAGGAGAUUCCAGGAGAUGAUGGCCAGAAGCAUGUGAAUGUGAAUGUGAUGAGGAUAUUUCUUUUUCUUUCUUUCUUUCUUUCUUUUUUUUUUUUUUUUCUUUUUGCUUUCCCAUUCUUCUAUGUUAAUUACAUUGGUGGGGUGAGGAAAGUACAUAGUGAUGGUAUUUAAUUUAGUAAGUGCAAUAUUGAAUUAUGGGUAUUUAAUUCUUUUCUUCCCUUUUGAUUUUUUUACUUUUUGAUGAAAUUGGUAGCUGGGAGUGUCAAGAGGAAUUGUACAUGGAUUUUGGAAGGUGUAGGAAAGGGAGAGAGACAGGGUAAUUUGUGCAAUUCUUUUCUUGAAAUUGGUACUAAUUAAUGCUUGCAACUUGGAA
This is a messenger RNA of Ricinus communis (castor bean), 1056 nucleotides long. RefSeq lists its product as uncharacterized. The transcript has a single exon. Lineage: Eukaryota; Viridiplantae; Streptophyta; Magnoliopsida; Malpighiales; Euphorbiaceae. The record is from RefSeq and is a predicted model, not a curated record. The coding region runs from base 79 to 720 and encodes 213 amino acids.